GUCCGAAUACCACACAAGCACACACCUAUCAGUUAGCGCCCGCCAGGGGAGGAGGGCCGCUAACAAUCGGCCGUAUCUGUCCUUGUCACCUUGUCAUCACCACCACUUCGACACCGUCUGGGACUUGCGACGCCCAAAUAUUGCCAGCUACACGCAAUCCGCGAUAGGCCAGUUGCUUGUUUAGGCGAGGGACCUGCCUAUUUGGCUCAGCUGACAAGCAAAUAAAUGCAAUGCAUACACGCCAAUGCAGCUUCAUUGUACGUCGCUAGCCUGUCUGCCCGAUUGAAUUCGGAUGGCGUGCCUUCAUCAUGGUUGCAUCAGGGUGGCCCCCCCCAGGGAGCUAGUUGAGCCGUGGGAACGGAACACCACCGAGGAGCGACGUAAAAGUGAGCGAUGGCCGAAAAUGUAUUUAGCUGACCAGCAUCCCGGGCUUCGUCAGAGGCGGUCCAUCCUGCAUAAAUUGGCUAAACAAGACAUCGGACGGCUCUUCGUUUGGCAUUUCCGCUAGGUUCAAACCCCUGGCUCGCCCUUCACCUUUCUUUCUUUCUUGUCUUACUUCCACAGCCGAUCGUCUUCGGUUGCUUUUUUGGACGCCAGACUGUCUCACAAAGCACGCGCCUUUUGGUCCGUCCGCAUAAUCUCUUUGUCGCAAACAUGCAGUUGCCAUUGGCUGCUGCCCUUCUGGCGGCUUACACCGUCCUCGCCACGCCGGCCACAACCUCAGACCUUCCCGCUUUGCAAGAUGCCGCAAUUUCGAUACAGGGCAGCCGCAGGGUUCAGUUUGACGUAAACGCAUGGAUUGAGAAUGUCGUGGUUCAACCCAAUGGCAAUCUCAUCCUAACCCAGCUCUCCCCCAACGCUACCGUCUACGAAGUCGUAAAGCCUUGGGAACCCAAGCCGACAUUGAGAACGCUCUUCACUAUUCCUGGCAUUUCUGGUGUCACCGGUAUUGCCUCCAUCAGCUAUAACAGAUAUGUCUUCUUUGGUGGCAACUUCAGCUUUGAAGGCGCCCAGGCUGGCUCUUGGAGCGCCUACACGCUCGACAUGAAUCCGCCCCAGCCCAGGUAUAAGAAGAUCACCGCCAUGCCCGAGGCCGUUUUCCUUAAUGGCGCUUCCAAAGUACCAUACUAUGAUGACUUGGUUCUUGUUGGAGACUCGAAGCUGGGCCAAGUCUUUCGAUUGAACGCAACAUCCGGCACCUAUGAUGUGCCGCAAAAAUACGAUGUAAUGAACCAUGAUUCGGUCGAGCCAUUGUCACUGGGCAUCAACGGGGUUCGCCUCCACGGCAACUACUUGUACUGGACGAACUGGGACAAACACUCUUACUAUAAGCUUGAGGUCUCAUGCGAUGGAACCACUGCCCCCGGCGCAACGCCCAUCCUCAUUGGCAAGAAAUCGGAGACUGUGCUGGACGAUUUCGACUUCUAUAACAACACUGACACUGCCUUUGUUGCUACCAAUUACGGAGAUUCCAUCUUACGAAUUACGGCAGAUGGUACACAAGAUAUUGUUGCUGGGGGCGCCAAUGAUACCCUGCUCAAUACUGUCAGUGCCUGUAAGUUCGGCAAGUCUGCUUCAGACAAGCGCGUCUUGUACGCUGUUACUGCUGGAGCACAUUCCCCAACCCCCAACGACCCGAAUCAAACAGGAGCCAGGGUCAUUGCCUACGACCUAGCUCCUCUGAUCCGUUAACUCGGCAUAUCAAUUUCCGAUGGACGUUUUUCUCUUCUUUUGCACUGUACAUAUUUGCUCACCGAUGGGUGUCCCUGCCGCGAACUUGAUGUUGCGCGUUCUUCCCACGACAUUAUCUAUACACAGGGGACAGAUGCAGCCAUUGAUUAGAGAGCUCUGCAUCCAUAUUUCUUGAGAUGAACAUAGUUGGACACGUUCUGCACAACCAAUGUGAUGUACAUAAAUAGCUAGCUAGAGGGAGCUCUACUCUGAGCCGUGGGUGGCUGUCGUCAAGGGCAUACUUUAUAGCAGCCUUCUAAAGUGAAGGUUGUCGUUUAAAAAAAAACAAGAGAAAUAUUCACUAGUGCUAGUGCUAUAUGGUUGCCUUAAACUCAGUGCUAAUUUAAGACAAUUUUAGAAUUCGGGUGCCUGGCCCGGACAACUGUUUUAAGGUUUCGCAUAAUUGACUUGGAACCCAUUAAGUUCGCCGUGGUGGUCAUCUAGCGCUUGGAAACCACCAGCCAACCGCUAAACGCCUGCCUAUAGGGCGCCGUUAGGCACCUCCAUUUCUGUUUGGCUGUGAUGCAAGUCACGUGGCCGGUCUCCUGUCUCACAGCCAACAGGCGG
Messenger RNA from [Torrubiella] hemipterigena, 2298 nucleotides. The record is from the annotation of a GenBank genome assembly. Lineage: Eukaryota; Fungi; Ascomycota; Sordariomycetes; Hypocreales; Clavicipitaceae.